Molecule: messenger RNA, 480 nt
Organism: Lampris incognitus (smalleye Pacific opah)
Lineage: Eukaryota; Metazoa; Chordata; Actinopteri; Lampriformes; Lampridae
Gene: cplx4a
Product: complexin 4a
Exons: 3
Coding region: 1-480 (159 amino acids)
Biological process (GO): synaptic vesicle exocytosis; neurotransmitter transport; regulation of neurotransmitter secretion
Cellular component (GO): SNARE complex; terminal bouton
Molecular function (GO): syntaxin binding
Source: RefSeq, a predicted model, not a curated record
AUGGCUUUUUUGAUCAAGAGCAUGAUUGGUAACCCGUUGUCAGGAAUAGGUCUCGGUGGUGGUGGUGACAAAGAAGAGGAGGCCACCCCCUCAGACCCCGCCAAAGCUGCAGGGAUGACACGCGAGGAGUAUGAGGAGUACCAAAAACAGUUGGUGGAGGAGAAGAUGGAAAGAGAUGCAGAUUUCUUGCACAAGAAAGCCGAGCGGGCGACACUCAGGGUGUGCUUAAGAGACAAGUACAGGCUGCCGAAGAGUGAGCAGGACGAGAACAUGAUUGAGAUGGCUGGGGAUGAUGUGGAUGUACCAGAGGAGCUCCUCAAGAUGGUCGAUGAGGACGCCACAGAGGAGGAGGGCAAGGACUCCAUUCUGGGCCAGAUGCAGAACCUGCAGAACAUGGAUAUGGACCAGCUCAAGGAGAAAGCCUCAGCUACUGUCACUGAGUUGAAGACCAAGGCAGAAGAGAAGUGCACUGUGAUGUGA